UAGGACCCUGCAGAGAUCUCAGGCGAAGCUCACCUGUCCCCAAAAGCACUUUUACUUUUCUACCUGAAGUCGCGUGCAGAAUCCCGACAUAUAUAUCAGCCUUUAAAGAUAACGAUAUGUUGUCUGCAUUGCUCUGCAGUUUGCUGCUCCUGCACGGCUCGCUCGGGGAGAUUGUGUUCCGCUGCCCGAGCUGCACCGCGGAGCGUCAGGCGGCGUGUCCCAAGCUCACCACCUCAUCUUGCGCAGAGAUAGUCAGGGAACCGGGUUGCGGUUGCUGUCCGGUUUGCGCCCGGCAGAAGGGCGAGCUGUGCGGCGUCUACACGCCGAGAUGCGGGAGCGGUUUGAGGUGUUACCCUAGCGCAAAUUUCGAGUUACCACUGGAACAGCUGAUACAGGGUCUCGGACGAUGCGACAGCAAAGUGGACCUGGAGCCCACCAUGCCCAUCCCGGAUCCAGGACACAGUGGAGAGGUAAAUGGCACACGGUCUCCUCCUCAGAAGAAGCCAGGCAAAGAAAACAACUACCAGCACAUUAAGGAAAUAGCUGUGAAGCAGCAUCUAAACAAGCAGAGGACCAAGAUGUUCAGCCCCCAGGAAGACCACAAAACGCCUCACCCCAGACAGAGCCAGUGUCAGCAGGAACUGGAUCGUGUCUUAGAGGAGAUCUCCAGAAUGAGUUUCCAUGACAACAAGGGACCAUUGGAGAAUCUUUAUGACCUGAAGUUUCCCAACUGUGACAAGACAGGACAGUACAACCUGAAGCAGUGCCACAUGUCCACCCAUGGACAAAGGGGCGAGUGUUGGUGUGUCAACCCUUACACUGGUAAACAGAUACCCUCAUCCCCCAAAGUGAGGGGGGACCCCAACUGCAGCCAAUACUACGGUGGUCCAGAGCUGGAGCCACCCACCACCCAGCAGAAAUAGACGCACUCUCGCUCCAGAGGAGAUGCCCUGGUCGCAAACGAAGAGAGCGAGUGGAAGAGCAGUGUGCAUGUGUGUAAUUCUGUAUGUGUGUGUUUUCCAAAUAGUAUCAUCUGUAUUGUCAAUAGCAGUGUGGAACAAGUCACAUGCCAGCAAAGACAAAUCAAGGACACAUAGUUAAAGCUCACAUCUCUCAAAUCCAGAUAACUUUGCGCUAAAUUUAACUCUGAGUGAUUUUUUUUCUGCCUAUUUUUAGGCUUGUCCUGUGUCUUUUAAUCUUGUGACUGAAUUUGGUAGUAGUGACAUUUCAUGGUGUCUCUUUAACAGCAAACGCAGCUGUUUAGUGUAAAGUCACAUCCAUUGUCCAUUUAGUCUCCCUUUUGUUUUUGGAGACCCAAUAAAAAUUGUACACUGUCUCUUGUUGCCAGAAACAAAACAACACCAACUGCGGAAACACAAAUGGCAGAAUGUUUUCAGGUGCAAUGGCAGAGAGAGAGAGAGAGAGAGUGGAGCUGGUUUCGCAUUGCAAGAAAUAUAAAAGUAUCUGUUCGGGGAGAGACUUUAUCCAAAAGAAAAGGAAAAGAAAAAAAUCACAAAUUAAAUCUCUUUAAUAUCUCAGUUAUUUCUCCUAGAUUAAAUGGAGAACAAAGGGAGAAAUUAGCUGAAAUAUCCUGAUUCUUAAAUUUCUUGUCUGAGAUAAAACCCAAUUAUUGUGUCUUAGACUGUGCUCAGAUUUGCCAAGAUACCAAAGUCUGAAAAUAUUCAUCACAUUUUUUCAAAACCAAAUGGUCUGAGCCAUGCUAUCAUAUUAAGUUCUUUAAGUUCACCCAACUUUUUCUGUCAUCAUUUACUCACCCUCAUGUUGUUUCCAACCUGUAUGACUUUCCUUCCUUUGUGGAGCACAAAAGGAAAUAUUAGGAAAAAUGUUAGGGACAGAGCCUCACUCAUUAUUAGGGCUGGGUAUUGAUGUAGAUUUCCUGAUUCGAUUCCGAUUCACAAACUCUCAAUUUGAUUCCAAUUUUGGUUCCAUAUCGAUUCAGUAUUGAUUCACAUGGGUACAUUUCAGUUAAAAGUCACACGAGAGAACUUCUCUCCCAGCUAAUGCUGUUCAUUCUAAAGGGUACCUUCUAACUAGGUACAUUAUAAAAAAUAUUAAUUUUAAUAAAUAUAUUGUAUUAUUUUUUCAUAAUUUGUGUCACAUUUUAGCUUUUUAAAAAUGAACAAAUCCAGAUAUUCCAUCAGUAAAUAUGAUAUUAUAUUGCAUAUGUUCUAAUUUGUUACAUAUUUUAUCGUUUAAUGCAUAAUUUAUACCAUUAAAAUUAUGUACAUUGAUUUGUAGAAAAUGUGCUCAAAAUUGGUACGGUCUCUUGUGAUGUUAAUUAUUAUUAUUAUUAUUUUGUAAAGAACAGUAAGGAUAUUAAAAGAGACCGUAUUCAUUGACUAAUGGAAUGCGUGGAUCUUGUCUUUGGAAACACAUUUCAAAAACCAGUCAAACCAAACUUUUACUCUCAACACCCAGUGAGAGGAUCAUGCCGCUGAACAUCUACCCUACUUUACUACACAAUCACUGCUGAGUUCAAUCUGUUUACCAGACAAUCUAUGUAAUAGAGGGUUGCUUAUAGAUUAAAAGAUCAUUCUUGGGAUUUAAGAAUCAAUAUCGAGAUCGUUCAAAGGAAGAUCUCGAUGCAUCGUAAAAAUCGAUAUUUUCUUUUUGUGCUCAAUGGAAGAAAUAAAGUCUGGUUUGGAACGACAUGAGGGUGAGUAAACGAUCAUAGUAGUUUCAAUUUGGGGGCAUAAACACCCUCAAAAUAUCCCUCAAACAAAACACCAGAAUGUCAAUAUUUCUUAAGAGUUAUGAAAGAACAAAAUGUAAACAAUAAAAUGUUGCUCUCGGUUGUUAGCGAUUCACCUCUGCACUCUCUUUGCCUCCAAACCAAGUGUUUAGAAUGAAGGUGGUGUGUGUGUGUUUGUAGAGUGGGUAUCAGCUAUUACUAAUGAUGUGCUGACAGAAGGCUAGAUUAGGACACAGGACUGACAUUGGCAAAUGUGAUAUAAAGUUGGUUAAGAGCUUAUAAAUAAACAGGUUUGCCUGCAGUGCCAGUGGGCUAUGCCUCACCUUGCUGCUUCCUGGGGGUUUGUUGGGGGUUGGUGAGGGUGAGUUUACCCGACAGAAGGGUUGAAUGGGGUAGGAUGAAGAGCCCAGUGAAGGAAUGCCAAGUAGCACAUAGGUUUAGUGAGCUAGCUUAACUUUCUUUGACAGCAUAUACUGUAUGCUGAGGGUUGUUCAGCAGAAAAAAGGCACUUUCCAGGAAUAGGGUACAAAUUGGUGAAGGUUUUAUUUUUCAAAUUAUUCAAAAAGUGUGAAAAUAUUAUUUAAUUGUAGGCCUAUUUAGGAUACCUAAAGUGCUAGAUAUGACAUUGGACAGAUCAGUCAUUUUAUUUCAAAAUGGUAAAAAAUAUUUUUUCCAUCACCAACAUUUCCACCACAGAAUUAUUUUAAAGACAAUACAGAAUACUGUGGUGUUACUUUAUAUAUAUAUUAAAACUAAUUUGGUAAUGGGGUUGCAAAAAUGGCAAACCUCAUUUAAAGUAAUAGAAAUUAAAAUGCUUAUAUAAUAUUUAUUUUGACCUCAUGAGGUGGACGAACAGCAUUUUGUGAAGGUUAAGCACCCCCUGUCACUGGCCUUUUGUUGUAAAAAAAACCCCCAAAAAACUAUUUUGUACCCUAAUUAUGGAAAGUGUCAUUUUGAUCAGCAGCCGUAUCAUCCCUUGGUCAUAUUUGUAUUCAGCCUUUAACAUAAUAUGUCUAUCUCUCCCUUUUUCUCCCUUCUCUAUCUCACUCUCUCUCUGUGCACAUUGAAAUGAACAGCUCAAUACAGAAAUAGAAGUUGAUUAAGCUUUAGCAUUGAUCCUAAUCUGUUAGACAGUGUUCAGCUCCAGCCCUCCAUCAGUGUUUGCUUUUAUGGACUAGUCUUUUAAGAUAUAUUAAUGGAUUAACCUUCAGUAUCUCUCACAGUAUUACCACAUCUCGCUCGUCUUUAAAAGAGACUUUAAUGCAUUUUCGUUAUUUAGUUAGCAUCGUGCUAACUGCUGCUACAGACUGGCUCUCCACAAUCACACAGCCUCCUUGCAUGUGAUUUUAGUGCCUCACGGAUAGAUUUGCUGAGACACGACCUACAAGUUUUCUGUUUGUUUCCAAAAUAGAUCGCUGCCCACCCUCCGGUGGUACAGUAAAUUUUACGGUAGCUCGAGUUUGGCCUAGUUUGAAAACAGUGCGAAACCAAUCCCUGUGGUUUUCGGGCAUAUUGAUUUGCCAGAGCAGUUCCAAUGCGAUGGAAGGGUUCAUGAAUUUGUGUGUGUUGUAUGUGUGUGUAUUUGUGUGCAUUUCAAAGCUGUGCCAUGCCAGAAGCCAGAGGGACAGUGGGAAGGAUUGCUCGCCAUCUGGUGCCGUGUAAAACUGUCAGAGUCGGUCUCUGCAUUUGGAGAGUCUCACACAAAUGACAGGGGGAAUUUCUUGAGCAAAUCCAAACACCAUGUUCAAUGCCUGCAUCUCACAUGCCUGUUUUCCCCCUGUAUUUAAUUGCGUGUCCAGUGUGUCAGGAGGUGCGGUGGUAUUAAAUAACCUACAAUACUCAAACCAUUUUAAACACAGCAUGCGCCUUGUAUUGUCAGACAUGCGAAUGGUGCAUGGACUGAAUUUGUCAAACUGCAAUGGAAAAAGCCAGCAAUGCAUGCAAAAUAGACAUUGGUUUUAAAUUCUUGUAAUAAAAUCCAGCAUGAUUAAA
Xyrauchen texanus (razorback sucker) is the source of this 4705-nucleotide messenger RNA. RefSeq names its product insulin-like growth factor binding protein 2b (gene igfbp2b). The transcript is spliced from 4 exons. The record is from RefSeq and is a predicted model, not a curated record. Gene Ontology annotation, molecular function: insulin-like growth factor I binding; insulin-like growth factor II binding. Bases 117 to 923 code for a protein of 268 amino acids. Gene Ontology annotation, biological process: regulation of insulin-like growth factor receptor signaling pathway. Gene Ontology annotation, cellular component: extracellular region. Lineage: Eukaryota; Metazoa; Chordata; Actinopteri; Cypriniformes; Catostomidae.